This is a messenger RNA of Electrophorus electricus (electric eel), 3471 nucleotides long. It is a transcript of the gene wnt5b, whose product is annotated as wingless-type MMTV integration site family, member 5b. Gene Ontology annotation, molecular function: cytokine activity; frizzled binding. Gene Ontology annotation, cellular component: extracellular region. The record is from RefSeq and is a predicted model, not a curated record. Gene Ontology annotation, biological process: neuron differentiation; cell fate commitment; canonical Wnt signaling pathway. Lineage: Eukaryota; Metazoa; Chordata; Actinopteri; Gymnotiformes; Gymnotidae.
UUGAAACAACUUCGAGUUUAAACCAAGAACGCAUCCUCUCUCACACAUUUCGCCUCUGAAGUGAAACUUCUGAAAACUUUUUUUUUUCUUUUUCCCUCCCCUGCCUUUGUACCGGAGCAUUUAUAGUGUGGAGAGUAAAUGAUUAGGAACGAGUUGCGCUUAUGCUUGCCAGCAUCAACUCUCGAGUCUUUGCUGACUGACUGCAGGUUUCUUUACUUACGACUCCGUUUCCCUCAUAACGAGCCUUCUGAGUUCGUCUUUUCCGCAGCGAGAGGUGGGGACUUCUGUGCUCUAUCCAUCCUGAUCGCACACUACCAAACUUUCCAUUUACUUCCACCUGUUGCACAUUGCUACUGGUACCGGUGCGCCAGAACUGGAAAGGUGACGAAGACUUGAGCGGAUCAGCACGAACCAACCAGGCUGGCUGUUAAAGGAGCGUGUUCUUGAUGCAGUUACUGAAGGGCAAGACCGGCCACGAAAAGGAUCUCGCCAAGGCCAAGUUACAUUUACCGGAGGUGGAAUUUGUACUUUUUUUUCGAAGAGAAAUUCCUACUUGUGAGUUUUUGAAGAGUCGCCCGGCGAACAUCGCGCAGACGAGUCGCUCAGCUUCAUCGCGCAGACCCCGAUCCAGAAGUUGGAGAGAGUUUGUGAAGUUGGAGAGAGUUUCUGAAAGCUGUGCAGAGCACGAAGGUUUCGUGACAUCCACAACCAAAGGACCGCUCUCACACUGCCAUUUGCUGGACGUAAAGGGAUGGAUGCAAGAACGACCCGGGGACCGAGCACCUACACCGGCGUGCACUUAAUACUGGUAGUCUCGCUCUUCUGCUGCAACUCCCAGCUACUGGUGGAUGCCAAUUCAUGGUGGUCACUGGCAAUGAACCCCUUCCAGAGACCGGAGAUGUACAUCAUAGGAGCCCAGCCUCUGUGCAGCCAGCUGACGGGACUGUCCCAGGGCCAGCGGAAGCUCUGUCAGCUCUACCAGGACCAUAUGGUCUACAUUGGAGAAGGGGCGAAAACGGGCAUCAAGGAGUGCCAGUACCAGUUCCGACAGAGACGGUGGAACUGCAGCACCGUGGAUAACACGUCCGUCUUCGGCCGCGUCAUGCAAAUCGGCAGCAGAGAAACUGCGUUCACCUACGGCAUCAGUGCUGCGGGCGUGGUCCACGCCGUGAGCCGGGCGUGCCGAGAGGGCGAGCUGUCCACGUGCGGCUGCAGCCGGGCAGCUCGUCCCCGGGACCUGCCCCGGGACUGGCUGUGGGGCGGUUGCGGAGACAACGUCAACUACGGCUACCGCUUCGCCAGGGAGUUUGUAGACGCGAGAGAGCGGGAGAAGAACUACCCACGAGGCUCAAUAGAGCAUGCGCGCAUGCUUAUGAACCUGCAGAACAAUGAAGCUGGCCGAAUGGCGGUGUACAACCUGGCCAACGUGGCGUGUAAGUGCCACGGUGUUUCGGGCUCCUGCAGCCUGAAGACGUGCUGGCUGCAGCUGGCCGACUUCCGGCGCGUGGGCGAGUUCCUCAAGGAAAAGUACGAUAGCGCGGCGGCCAUGCGCAUGAACCGGCGCGGCAAGCUGGAGCAGGUGAACAACCGCUUCAACCCGCCCACGACCGAUGACCUGGUGUACAUCGACCCCAGCCCGGACUACUGCCUGCGCAACGAGACCACGGGCUCGCUGGGCACGCAUGGACGCCUGUGCAACAAGACCUCAGAGGGCAUGGACGGCUGCGAGCUCAUGUGCUGCGGACGCGGCUACGAUCAGUUCAAGACCUACAAGCACGAGCGCUGCCACUGCAAGUUCCACUGGUGCUGCUACGUCAAGUGCAAGCGCUGCACCUCGCUGGUCGACCAGUUCGUCUGCAAGUAGCAGUUCCCGGCUACACGCCGAGCGCCGGCCUGUGCGGCCCAGGGGACAAACUGAGCAGUCAGCAGGCGGGGGGGAGUGGUCGGGACUUUCCUGGACUCCGAGAAGAAGAAAAAAAAAAGACUGGACGAAAUAUCAUAAAACGGUGAUUAAAAAUAUAUAAAUAUAUAUAUAAAUAAAUUUGAAGUAUAUAAUUAAUAAUAAAUGUGUGGUGGAUGGUAAUUUAAUGACGCACACAAAAAAAGUCAAGCCACGAGCCGAAGAUUAGAAGAUUUAGUGUUGUGUUUUUUGCUUGUCCCUUUCCCUCUUGCUGGCGUCUCGGCCGAUUUGAUGAGCGGCGUGAUGCGGAGCUCUGCUCUCUGCGAUUCUCUCUCCAGAAACAGGAGAGGAGCGCUCAGCCUUAUCGCGUUAACACUGCAGGAAGCCCCACCUGCUCGCCUCCCUGACGUUUGCUCCACCUCUCCUGUAGCAGAGCUCUUAAAAUCCUUGCAACGCUCAGUGAUCUCAUGUGAGCGUGGGGAAUGUUGGAACUGUGGACGCGCGGUGACAUCAUGUUGAUCUGUCAAGGGUGCGUUGCUAAGCCUCUCAUGGUCCCGAACGUCGAAACGCUGCCUGACUCUGUUUAAUCUAACGCUGGCUCCCAGAUUAUUGGAUUCGCUGAAAGCCCUUUGACUGAGAAAUUUGUGCAAGAGAGCCACUGAGAGUUUAACAAAUGAACUGCUUACAUCAGAAGGAAAUAAUCCAGCCAGUAGACUUCCUUAUUCGGGUGUAUUAUGGAAAGGUCAGAAGCAUCUUAGGGAAACGUUGACCUUCUCGUAUUUAAAAUGACCACUAGGCUCGGGACUUGAUGUAAACCAGCGCUUAGCUUGGCUCACUAGUAUGCGUUUUAAGAUGUCUGAGUCCUUCGGGGCCUUGCUGGCAUCCGCCUGAGGACGUCUGUCUCGUCCUGGGGUUGAUGUCCAAUGACUGUCAAGCUGAUUUUCACAACCACAAUGGCUCAAUACAUGAGCUUCACAGUAAUGGCUGUGAGUCUGGAGACUUUGAAGAGAGGAAACAAAUAAAGCAACAUUGUAAGGACUACAAAAAAAAAACCAAACUUAGUCAAAUAAUAGUGGUUGAGAUUCUAUUUUAUUAAUUUGCUUCUUAUGUUAUACAUCAUAUGUAUCUGAAUAUUAUUUUUUGAUACAGAGGCUUUUACUUUUUAGUUUUAUUUUAGCAAAAUGGAUUAUUGCUGAUAACUUGUCCCAUCGCCUGGCCGCUGAGAAAGAUUUUUAAAAAUUGGCCUUUGUCAAUUCUAUCAAUGAACUGUGUAGAUAAUAGUCUAUGCAUACAAAUUACACUUUGACAUGAUUACAGUGUCUAUGAAUUUACACGUUAAUGUAAAUUAGUUGUUGCCCUAUGACCAUAUGCUUGUUGUGUACGUUUGUGUGUCAUUCAAACCAGUGAUAUUAAAAAUAUUAAUAGUGAUUAUUACUUAUGUGCCAUACUAAAUCACUAUAGCUUGCUAUAUUUUGUUCUAAAGACACAAUUUCAUUACUCAGUUUCAUCUGUUUUGUGUCUCCUAAGACUGUCACAGGGCUUUUGGGUAAAAUUAAAUCAUUGUAGCCUAA